AUGGUGAUGAUAAUAGGUUUGUUGUACCUAUUCCUCUCUGUCACCGCGGAUGAUGGAAAUUUCACGCCUGCAUCUAUUGGUUACGACCCAAGUACCAAGACGCAGGACGGAUCGUGGGAGAACAGUUCUCACAGUGAGAAUAUUUCUGGAAGUUCCCAUUUCCAAACUACAAGUGAGUUUCCAACAUCCGCCAAACUCCCGACUGAUGGUGCCGAACAAAACCAUGAAUCAUUUACCAUGCUGACAGUUUACAUGACAUCCUCUGAAGGGCUACACGUAGAGACGGUAUCUAUGGAACGAAAAGUUGUUUCUAGGGAAUAUCCUGUGAUGCCGGUUGGCCAUUCCACAGUCAAGGUGCCUAGCACUUCAGAUGAAUGGCCUACCACUGGCGAUGGAUAUCCCGAAGACAUUGAUGUCGGGGCGUUGUCCACAUCUGUAGCAAUUGAUGCAAACGGAGGCAACGGUACAUCCGCCACCGAAGAAGCUAGCUUUGCAUGGUCUUCAAUUCCCUGGAACCCCCUGGUGAUAAUCCAGAUGAUUUUCUCCCUGCUAGGCAUUUUCGGCAACGCACUUGUCAUAGUUGUUCUGUAUCAGCAUCGUGCGGCUAACCGAGUCACCGAUACCCUGAUUGGAAACCUAGCAGCGGCAGAUCUGUUGACAUCUCUGUUCGUGAUACCCAUUCCCAGGGUCCUGCACGUCCCAGGAAGUUGGGAGGGACAGGUAUACUGUAAGGUGAUCCAGUCGUCUGUUCUGAUGUGGGCCAACAUGGCUGUCUCAACGUACCUCCUUGUCGCUGUCAGUAUUGAGAGAUAUCUAGCGGUCGUCCACCCAGUCUACUUCUCAAUGAUUCUCAGCCGAUGUCGUGUCAAGUCGACCAUCGUUCUAAUCUGGAUCGUCAACUACGUUAUCACUGGUAUCUAUGCUUACUUCAUUGUCAACUCCUAUAAUGGCAGGUGCACAAUGAUCUUCACCAAGGAUUUCAUCGGAGCAGUUACCGGGACUGCUCUCUUCCUCUAUCGGAUUUUCUUCCCAUCCCUCAUCAUGGUAAUCACCCAAGUUCUCAUCGCAAGGAAAUUAUACCAUCAAGCCGUCUGGUUCCGAUCAAACGCUGGUGGCGCUGCCUCCGAAGGAAACGUCCACCUGACCGCUAGAAGCAGAGUCAUCCAGUUAAUGCUCAUUGUCAUUAUGAUCUACGUCCUGUGCUGGAUUCCAAGUCAGGUGGGUUUCUUGCUCUACACCACCUCAGUCAUCCCUCCCUGGUACCCUUACAGUAUCUAUCACCGAAUCCUGACCCUCUUCGGGUUCUUCAACUCGUGUGCUAAUCCCAUCAUCUAUACACUGCGUCACGAGCAGUUCCGUCAAGCCAUUGCUGAUCUCUUCAAGAGAGAUUUACCAGUAACCAUGAGCGUCCCUCUAUUUGGACGUCAGCUCAAAAAAAGUCAACAGGAACAAGGAGCUGUCUGA
Messenger RNA from Lytechinus pictus (painted urchin), 1464 nucleotides. RefSeq names its product alpha-2A adrenergic receptor-like. The record is from RefSeq and is a predicted model, not a curated record. Gene Ontology annotation, molecular function: G protein-coupled receptor activity. The coding region runs from base 1 to 1464 and encodes 487 amino acids. Lineage: Eukaryota; Metazoa; Echinodermata; Echinoidea; Temnopleuroida; Toxopneustidae. Gene Ontology annotation, cellular component: membrane. Gene Ontology annotation, biological process: G protein-coupled receptor signaling pathway. The transcript has a single exon.